This is a messenger RNA of Pteronotus mesoamericanus, 2234 nucleotides long. RefSeq names its product tyrosyl-DNA phosphodiesterase 2 (gene TDP2). The transcript is spliced from 7 exons. Gene Ontology annotation, molecular function: 5'-tyrosyl-DNA phosphodiesterase activity; protein binding; single-stranded DNA binding. Gene Ontology annotation, biological process: double-strand break repair. Lineage: Eukaryota; Metazoa; Chordata; Mammalia; Chiroptera; Mormoopidae. The record is from RefSeq and is a predicted model, not a curated record. Gene Ontology annotation, cellular component: PML body; cytoplasm. Bases 24 to 1115 code for a protein of 363 amino acids.
GGCGGCCGCGAAGGGCUGAGGUGAUGGAGCGGAAGCGCAGUCUGGAUUUUUGGCCGGCGGCGGGGCUCGACGACGGGGAUCCAGCGGAGAAGAAGCGGCUCCUGCUGUGUGCGGACUUCACCACCGUCGCCAGCUGCGAGGCUGCCGUGGCGCGGCGCUACCUGGCCGAGAACGCCUGGGAGAUGGAAAGGGCGCUGAACGCCUACUUCGAGCCUCGGGCGGAGGGCGAAGCCCCACGCCGCUCCGAGGCCGCGCCCACGGCCGCGCAGGUGUGCUGCGUUGACCUCACCAACGAGGAGCCAGCCCACCCCGCCGGCUCUGGAGGCAGCGCGCCUGAAUGCCUUCGGCAGGAGGACGGCAGCGCCUUCUCCUUGGUCACCUGGAACAUCGACGGGCUGGACCUGUGCGGGCUGCUGGAGAGGGCCAAGGCCGUGUGCGCCUCCCUGGCUCUGUACAGCCCGGACGUGGUGUUUCUGCAGGAAGUUAUUCCCCCCUAUUACAGCUUCCUGAAGAAGAGAGCAAGGAACUACACGGUUAUUACAGGUCAUGAAGAAGGAUAUUUCACAGCCAUAAUGUUGAAGACAUCGAGAGUGACAUUUAAAAGCCAAGAGAUUAUCCCUUUUCCAAAUACAAACAUGAUGAGAAACCUUUUGUGUGUGCAUGCCAGUGUCUCGGGGAACGAACUGUACCUCAUGACGUCCCAUUUGGAGAGCACCAGGGCGCACGCCCAGGAACGAAUGAAUCAGCUCAAAAUGGUUUUAAAGAAAAUGGAGGAGGCUCCGGAGUCAGCGACAGUGAUAUUUGCAGGAGACACAAACUUAAGGGAUCGUGAAGUGACCCAGUGCGGCGGCCUGCCCAGCGGCAUCUCGGACGUGUGGGAGUUUUUGGGCAAACCUAAGCAUUGCCAGUAUACGUGGGACACACAGGCGAACUCGAACCUGGGAAUACGUGCCAUCUCCAAGCAUCGUUUUGACCGAAUCUUUUUCAGAGCAGCCGCAGACGGCGGCCACAUCAUUCCCCAAAGUUUGGAUCUCCUCGGGCUGGAGAAGCUGGACUGUGGCAGAUUUCCCAGCGACCACUGGGGUCUCCUGUGCAGCUUGGAUGUGAUACUGUGAAGUCUCCAGAGCUCUGAGUCAGUCUCUGCUGGGGAUUUGCAAAGAUGAUCUCUACCUGCUUGGAACGUCGGGUUUCGUACAGAAGAAUAUACUGGAUCACUGGAAGAGGAGAAAAACUACUGUGAUUUUAUUUUGUGAAUUGCGUCCUUAGAGUCCAGAACUAAACUUUAAUGUUUAUUUCAACAAAAUACUUGCACUCAGACUGAGGCCUCGGGGGGAAGGGCACGACAGCUGUCCGCAGGGGUCGCGGUGUCUCAGGGUGGCCUUCAGGGUUGAUUGAUUUUACGAAUCGGGAGCGAAGAUAGUUUGUAUUAUAAAUGAGUCUUCCAAGGGAAGAAAUGGGCGGUUUCUGAGUCCUUGGGACUGGGUCUUCGGUGCCACCGCACAGGCUGAGGUUGGCCAGGCGGCCCUGGGCGUCCGUCGGCGGAGACGCGGGCGGCCCCCUGCUGUCAGACCUUGUGUUUGUCCCCGCGCUGUGCCUGCCCAGGGAGCUGUUCGCAAACUCAUGCUUUAAAAUUCCUUAACUUUUUAAAAUUCACGUUUGUAGCUGUGUGGCCAGAAGAGUGAAGUCAGGCCCGAUGAGAAUUAAAGUCGGUUUUAUAGCAGCUCUGGACUUUUUUUGGAGAGAAUAAAUGUGUCAAGCGAAACAGCCUCUUGGUUUUGCCACUCUAAAUUAUUUUACAAGAGGUGAGGAGCACUUGUAAAUGUGCUUGAAGGAAAUUUUUUUCCCCCAUAAGAGAAAAGUGCCUUAAAUAAAGAUUUCUAUUUGUUCAUAGGGUGUUUUGGUGCCCCAGUGGGGCUGCGUGUUUCCCUCCGGUUUCUGGCUCCAGCACCACGGUCGCCUGCGCGUGGGAGCGCGCGGCUUUGUCCCGCUGCCUCUGCCGCGGCCAGGAAGUGUCUGUAGUGUGGACUUUCUUGGCCUAAAAAGGAAAGCCAGGGAGAGGAAUACCAGAAUGAGAAGUAACAGAAUCUUUAUUUUCAGCAGGGGCAUCAAGAUUCACAAAUAAAACACCUCAAAAAAGACAAGCUGAAUGUAUACAGAAUGUUGCCUUUGUAGUGACAAGGAAAAGGAGUUUUAUACGUUAAUCAUUAGAAAUAAAAUGAGUGCUAAUAUUUUAG